This is a messenger RNA of Nannochloropsis gaditana CCMP526, 672 nucleotides long. RefSeq names its product ubiquitin carboxyl-terminal hydrolase isozyme l3. Gene Ontology annotation, biological process: ubiquitin-dependent protein catabolic process; protein deubiquitination. The record is from RefSeq and is a predicted model, not a curated record. Gene Ontology annotation, cellular component: cytoplasm. The coding region runs from base 1 to 672 and encodes 223 amino acids. Gene Ontology annotation, molecular function: cysteine-type deubiquitinase activity. The transcript has a single exon.
AUGCAGAAAUACGUGCUAAGCCUCGGCCUCAUCCCCACUUUCUACAAAUUUACCGAUGUUCUCUGCACUGAGGAGUGGGCGCUUGAGAUGGUUGUUCCUCCUGUCCUUGCCCUCAUCUUCCUGUACCCCAUCAAGCCUGCGAACGAGAUUUUCCGUCAAGAGGAAGAUGCCCGUAUCAAAGCGCAUGGGCAAAUUGUCUCGCCACGCCUGUUUUUCACCAAGCAAACCGUCGGGAACGCUUGCGGGACGGUCGGGCUCCUGCACGCUCUCCUCAACAACAAGGACAAACUCGAGUUCCGAGAGGGAAGCUUCCUGGAAAGUUUUGCAGAGCGGACGCAAGACAAGACCCCUGAUGAGCGGGCGGUGAUUCUGGAGGAGGACGAAGGCUUGGAUGCCGCCCAUGGUUGCGCCGCGGCCGACGGCCAAAGCCAGCAAGUCCCGAUGGAAGAAGCAAUCAAUACGCACUUCGUCAUUUUCGUCGAGAAGGAUGGCUACCUGUACGAGCUGGACGGGCGGAAAAAUUUCCCCAUCAACCACGGGAAAUCCUCCCCGGAGACGCUCCUGCAGGACGCGAUGGCGGUGGUGCGACGAGUGAUAGCGAUGGACCCACAGGAGCUCAAGUUCACGAUGGUGGCGUUGAGCAGCGCCGCGGGGGGGCAGGAGGAAGAGUGA